CGCAUUUUUAGAGCAAGCGGAAGGUCUGGAGCAUUUGAAGUAAGAGUGUUACAACCUGUUCUCCAGUGAACCGGAUUUUUGCGAUCCCAUACGGCAUUCUACGAUGAAAGAUGUCACUGAGGCCUCGAGUUGUGAAUUUUGACGAAACAUGGGCUAAGAUCCGAGAAACAUUAGAAUCUGUUGUAACUUUGAAGAAGAUUCCACGAUCAGUUUGGAAUGACAGGUUUUCAUAUCCUUUUGCUUCAAUUUCGUGAUGACAUUCCGUUUGUUAUGAAUUACACACAUAUUGCAGAAUCAAGAUUUGACAAGGAGGAUCUUAACUUGCUACCAGGUUUUUUCUCUCCUUAAAUGGCGUCGCAGCAGUCGCCGCAUUGCAAUAGCAACCGAUAUUAAUUUUGAUACAUCAGUUAAGUGCGAUAGAACCAUAACUGCGAUUGUCACAUACCGGAAAAAGAGGAAAUUUCCUUUAUCACGUCCAUCAUUUGUCUAAGAAGCUUCUAUAUCGUGUGUGGUUUAAUUUGAUGUGCUUUCGCGUCGUAACUUCGGUGUGAGAUUUUGAUACAAAAGUUCGCAUAAUUAAUAUUAGAUACCAAACAGUGACAAUUUUACUAUCGUGAUUCUCUUUUAAGUGAUAAUGAACUUUAUACCUACAAUGAGUGGCAAUAGUUUUCGCACGAUCAGCAUCUUUGGACAUUUUUUUUUAGCUUCCAUAUUUACUCUCUUUCAUCUGAAUGUUGCCAGCUGAUAAAAAAAAUGGUCCCUUCUUUAUUUCAACAUUGUUGGGAGGGGGAGGGAGGGACGGGUAGGAGUGCAGAAAGAUUUCCGUGUAAGGCAAAACAAAACCUUAAUCACAAAGCUCAUCUGCUGUUGGCACUACUGUAUUCUUUAUUCAAAGAACUGAAGAAUGGGUUUAUUUAGAAACCUUGCUGGGUGACUUUCACAUGACCAUUUUUCACAUCAAUGAAGGCAACAAUAGUUGUAAUAAAGGUUUGUAUGGUCAGCUGAAUCAUACACACAUUUUGAUUGGUUCUUACCUAUGAUCUUUUGGGGGAUAGACACAACAUACAGCAGCUUUCUUGUGUUCUGAUUGGGGAUAUAUUCUGUGUCAUGGAAUGAGGACUUGAAGUCAGACAUAAACUCAUUGUAUUUUGAGCCAGUCUUUUACAUUCAUUCCUUAAUUGUUAUUAGUGAUGUGUAUGCCCUCUGCGUAGCUUUCCCAGAACCUUUAGGUGAAAAACUUUAUGCUGAAGUGAAGAGUUUCUUGGAGAAUCAUGGCCAAAGUCUGUAUGAGGUUUGUAUUUAUAUGAAGCAGUACUGGAACUGUUGUAUGGUUAAAUUUACCUCUUUAAAUCCUACAUCAGUAUGCAUAUUCUCCAUACUGUUCCUUACAUAUAUCUUUGAUACUGACAAGGAGAAUUUGUUUAACUGUCAAAGCUUCCUAAGUUGGCAAUCAUUUCCUUUAUUCCCAUUAUCUUAAUGAGUGAUUCAGCAUUAUUACUGUUAGGAGAAAUUAGAUGCUGCUCUAGGUUUUCAAGGAUUAAAGUGUGAACAGAAAAAAGCCCCAAAUAAGAUAUGAAAGAUCACUAAAGUAUUUGUUCAAAUUGACUUAAAUUCCCUUUUGAAACAAAGGAAGAAUUUGAUGGUGCCUCUAAAGUAACUUAGGAUCUAACUCCAUGCAACCCUUCAAUUAUGAAAUACCCCUUAGGGUUAAAGAUCUUCAAGACUGUUCUCUUCAAAAAAAAUUUAUUACUUUGAGAAAGUGUGGGUGGUUGUGGGAGGGGUGUGGGUGGGUAUACUAUAGACAAGCUUUAUAACUACAAGGUGGAGGCUGGUAGAAUUUAUUAAACCAGGUAGAUAUUUGAAUUGCAACAUAUACUUGCAAUCAAAUUCCCAGAAUUAAUAACACCUGGAUUAAGGUUGAGUUAGGUAACAAGAACUUCACAAGAUGUAAAUUAUUUGUAUUUAUGUUCUUUUGUGGUUAUAACCAUGUCAUAAUUUUUCCUUCUUGAAGGCUGUCAGUGGCCCAGAUGUGGACAUCCUCCGUCUUUACCACAAUCACUGGUCACAGUUCAGCAAAGGGUCUUUAUACAUGAACCUCUUAUUUGGGUGGGUGUUGAUACAAAUGUAAAUAAUGUUUCAUUCUAACUCUUCACACCCUUCAUAUCUGUAUCCUUAUUCUAGCUCGAGUUUUAUCUUGUUUGUCUCAGAUACAUUGCCUUAGUCAUGGAACAAAGAAAACUGCUUAAAAACAUUGUGUUAAAUCAUUUGAUUUUCAAACUGUUUCACACCACAAUUUAUACAUGGACAUUGAGUUUAUGUAUGUUUGCUGUGCAAUUGUAGCUGAGCUUGAAAGCAGAGCUCUGGUUUGGUUAUUUUUCUCUGGUCUUCAAUAUUCAAGUUUAUCAGUGUGUGGAGGAAUUCAGUUACAAUGAGUCGACUUACAUUAUAGCAUAGCAAGUAAAUUUGUGUAAUCAAAUUCAAUUGUGCGAGCAUGCUUCAUAUUCCUAUUGUGCUCGCUUAUGACAUCAGCAAACAAAUCCCUCAAGAAAAAAAUCUUCCAUCGGGUUGAAAAUGUUAUAAAACAAUUGGUUCAUAUAUCAGCUGUGUGUCCAUCGAGAUAUGAAGCACUUGGGAAGUUUGGAGAGCACUCAAGAAGCUAGAGUUGCUCUCGGCUACGCCUCAAGCAACUCUUAUGCAUCUUGUGCUCUCCAAACUUCCCACGUGCUUCAUAUCUCGAUGAACGCAUGCUGAGGUAUGAACCAAUUGUUAAUUAAAACAUCAUUCUCACUUGUAACAAUUGCAUGCAUCUGUUAACCCACCAAUACUUUGUUUAUGAUCUUUUUUCAUGAAGAAGACUUCUAACAAUAAGUAAAUUUAAAUUAAUAUUAACCCUUUAUUUAACUGGUUGUAAAUUCUCUCCUCUAGCUGCUACACUUUUCCUUGUAAAUUAGUUAUGAGAAUUUGGUGUCAGAUCAAGAUAACAACUUCAACCUGAUAAGUUUGAUUAUUCCCAUGAAAUGUUUGCUGGCUAAUGUUCUAGGAGGGGAACGAUUUGGGCAUGAAGCAGAGCACCAUUUUAUUUCUGUAGGCAACUAAAGAAUGAAAAUUCCUCUAAUGGCAAUUAUUUUUUGUAGUCUUUGACAAUGAUGUUCUUUUUUCCUUUACAGCUAUCUGAACACACAUCUGAAGAAACAAAAACAAGAUUAUGGAGAGAUCUCUCCAUACAGCACAUCGUUUUCUCCCGAUGCCAUGGAGGAAGUGAUGGAUAUUGGGGCAGUAAGUUCAAGUAUUUCUCCAGGCUCUCUUCACCUGUAGAAACAUUUUAACAAAUUUGAAUUCUACUUUGUUAUCAUACAUUAUCAAUGAACAGAUUUUGACUGCUGACCAACUUAUCAGUUAGACAAUGCUAUUGUAAUAGUUUUAAAAUUCUUCAAACCAAUUUACAGGGAAAUCUCUAGAGGCUCAAAAAGAGAAUCAUGAGUUAUUAUACAAGUCAGAGGGAAACCCAAAACAACUUCAGAGAUAAUCAUAUACUCCUUUUCACUUUAAUCGCCAGAGUUUGGUUUUACAUUUUAAUGUUUUUAAUUAUCUUAACACUAUAUACAAUUUGUACAUGUUCAAGGUUGACACACUCAUUGAAUUAAGUUCAUUUCUUUCUGUCUUUUUUUUUCCAGCUUGCUCUGGAUAUUUGGAAAAGAAAGAUGAUAGAGCCGUUGAAAGAAACCCUCAUAAAACAUGUGCUGAUAGAAGUUAAGAGGUUGGUCAUUGUUCUUGGGAAUGGUGGAUUUGUGUGAAAGGCUGUAUGUGAGACUUACUUAUUAAGCUUGCAGAGUUUAUACCGGCUUCCGAGGCAUGAAAAUAAUGAUUUAUUAGCAAGACAUGUAACUCCUAAAUUUCACUCUCUAGCCAGUAGUUUAAAAAGAAACUACCAAACUUUAACCCUUUAACUCCCACAAGUGAUCAAGACAGAAUUUCUCCAACCAAUAUCAAUACAAUAUCAAGCAGACAAGUGAUGGGAUCAGAGAAAAAUAUCAAAUAGGGGAUUAUAAAGUGAUCCAAUACCAAAUUCUCCACAAAAAAUCACAAUAAUUGUAUGGCAGACAGUAAGGAAAAUAACUAAUGAUAUCUUGGGAGUUAAAGGGUUAAGGGAAACCAGAUGAAAGGUACCUUUGCGAUGACCCUGCAUCCAACCAACAGGGAGUAGUAAUACUCCUUGUCAUUUCAUACUGUAGAAACUGGGAUCUUAUCCAAUUGGAUGAGACAUUUGACACGAGACAGACUUAUUGUUACCUUUUACUUGCUCCAUUAAGAAAUGCCACAAAGCAAUAGUGUUUCUUGAAAUUUCUUCAACUACACUGGGUGUGAAAUUGCGCCUAAUACAGGCGCCAAUGCGACUAAAUUUUUCACUUUGGCGACCACAUCCUUAAAAUUAGUCGCCAAAUUGGCGACUAGAAUGCUUCAUCAUAACCUUACCUAGAGAUAUAGAGAAUAAAAAAGAUUUGCAAAGAUUAAUUCGCAGCGAACUUCCUCGUUAAAUUUGUUUCCAAAACGCAGCACAGUCAUGCAUCUCGAUCGAUAACUAGACGCCAUCUUGGAUUUAGGUGAGCUUGAAAGUUGUAUAUCAUCCAUCCUAGUGUCCACUUUGUAGCAAGUUAAAGAUACUUUUUCUAACUUAAUUUUGGAGGAUCUUUCUAGAACGCUGACAACAUAACAAAAAGGUUUUGUUUUUUUUUAAAAAUGGCGACCAACUUUUUUUGAAUUGGCUACCUCUUUGAAAAAUUUAGGAGCCAAGUGGCUAUCAGAAAAAAAAAUUAAUUUCACGCCCUGCGCCGGCACAUGAACAGUGAGCAUCAUACUUACAACUGUACUGAUAAUACUUAUAUAAAUGUACACUGUUGAUUAUUGUUCAUCUUGGUAGGGAUCGUGAAGGAGAAGACACACACCAGAACAUCGUACACGAGACAGUUCUCUCCUUUGGUAGGCUUGGCCACUUGAUUCAUUUUACUCACAAGAACAGUUUGAUUGUCAAUAAUUUGAACCUACGCUCACUCAAAUGUUGUGCUAACUCAAACCAAAACUCAAUGCUUGCUAGUUUCUUUUCUUAUUGUUUCUUUAAUUCUCCCCCCCUGGAACUUGUACCCUGAAUGAUUGAACUUUAUUUCCUUCAGCUCAUUACCUGACUAUUUUACUCUUGAUUUCAAAUGAUGAACUUGAAAAUUUGGAGCUAAAUCUUUCAAGAUAUCCCUUUAACUCCCAUGAGUGACCAAGACAGAAUUUCUUCUUACAAUAUCAAUACAAUAGAAGAAAAGUAGUCUGAAUAUAGAAGAGUAUGAAGUAGGGGAUUAUAAGUUGAUACAAUACCAAACUCUCUGAACUAGCACAAUAGGAAUUGUGCAGUAAACAGAAGGAGAAUUACUAAUGAGAUCUUAAGGUUAUAAGCCUAUGUUCUCUCUCUCUUUCCUUUUUUUUCAAAUUUUAUUUUGUUUUAUUUAUGGUUGGGGUGGUUUGCCACAUGACAAAAAGAAAUUUAUGUUUUUCCUUAAUGACUGGAAACGUUUACAUUUUGUUUUUUCUUUUCCCUGUUUUAGUUGAAGUACAGCAGUACCAGUCAAAAGGAGCUCUUCAUGUAAGUUGGCAAUAUUUUGUGCUAGAUUCAGGCCUGUUUUUUUUUUCUUUUUUUUAAACAUUUUGUGAUAUCCUCUCUUAACUGUCACACCGUAAUAUCAGUAUCCAAAUUCUCCAUACUCUUCUCUAUACAUUUCCUUUGGUGCUGACAAGGAGAAUUUGUUUAACAAUCACAGCUUCUUGGGUUAGCAAUCUUUUUUUUUAUUUUUAUUAUCUUAAUUUAUUUAAUUCAGCAGUACUAUAGUAAAAUGAAAUUUGAUGUUGGUCACUCUUAGGGGUUGAAGUGUUAAAAGAGAGGCUUGAAGCUAAUUUUAUAAACUAGUGAUGACAAUUUGGCAGUUUAGAGACCUAAUAAACCAACAGUCUAAAUUGCAGAUCAAAAUGGAAACAGUGGACAAAGAGCUAUGUUUUAGAAUCAUGACCCUUUGCUGAAAUUCAAUCUAGCCCAAUAUUUGAAUUUCAGCACAGGGUCAUGAUUCUAAAACAUAGCUCUUUGUCCACUGUUUCCAUUUUGAUCUGCAAUUUAGACUGUUGGUUUAUUAGGUCUCUAAACUGCCAAAUUGUCAUCACUAGUUUAUGUUUCACUAGUUUUUACUCAUUCUCAUGCCAUUCCCCAAUACAACUCUGUCUACACAGAGACUUCUGUACGGCUGACAUCCCCCCAUGAAAAAAAAAAAAAAAAAAAAAAUACCGGUAACAUGUUUGGAAGCUAAAGCUUACCCUGAUCAAAGAUUCUAAUCAUGCUGACCCUUUUUUUUUAACAUCACUCACUGAGCUGUCAUCUCAGAAAAAACUUGUGUUGAGUUACACAUGAUAAAUGAAAGCAAAUUUUAUGUACAUUUUCUUUGUUCCAGCUAUAUGAGGAAGUGUUUGAGAAAUCCCUUCUGAAAGAAACUAAAGAAUACUAUAGGCGAGAGGCAGCUGAGCUGCACUGUGGUAACACUUGUCAGGCUUUCAUUUCCAAGGUAAACAGAAUAAAAAACAACAAAUAUCAAAUUAUACUUGUACAGCUGUGCUGUACAGAAAGAUAUCCACUAACAAAUGUUUGUUAGUUAGAUUCAUCCAUGUCUCCCAAACAUGCGGUAGAUAAGUGGUGGUGGUUGUCAGGACAACGACAAAGGGGACCAAACAUUUAAUACCUCAGUUAAACCCAUCACUCCCAAGAUCUCAUGAGCAAUUCUCCUUACUGUCUGCCAUACAGUUCUUGUGAUGUUAAUUCAGAGAAUUUGGCAUUGGAUCAACUAAUGAUCCCUUAACUGAUAUUUUUCUUUAUUCUCAUCACUUGCAUACUUGAUAUUGUAUUGAUAUUGUAAGGAGAAAUUCUGUCUUGGUCACUCGUGUGAGUUAAAGGUUUAAUACUUCUCAGCUCAUUAAUAACAUGUGGGAAACAUCAAUUCAAAUCUUUAUAUUAAAAUUUCAAAGGGAAAGAAUUUCCUAGUGGUCUCACCAGUUUUCUAGUGGAAAAUAAUUUUAUUAUUAAAACUUUGCAAUUGAAUAAGAAGUUAACUUUGAGCCUCUUUCGAGUGAGUGUCAUACAAACAAAACCAAAGUUAUCACAACAAACAAUCAAAAUUUUUUUCAGUUUUGUGUCUGGUUGGUUUAGAGGAUAGUGUAAAUUUUCGAGAAAAGUCUCAGGGCAAAGUUGAAGAAAGCAAAGCAAUCCUGGAUUACUUUUGAAAUUCAAUUAAAAAUUGCUCUAUGGCCAUUGUCUCAAAAUAUAUGGAUAUUAAAUGAUUAGUACUGUAGGGACCCACAGUUUCAAGCAAGGCCCCUGUCUACAGUUUUAAGUUUCUAAUAAACUGCCCCUCCCCCUUUAGACCCCCUGUCACUCCUCCCCCAAAAACAUUACUGACAAAUACUACAAUAAAAGCACAUGGAAAAAUGUAUUAAUGUACAAAAGUAAUGCUAUGCAAUCAUCCUACUGCAGCACUGUGCUCCUGGUUGAAUUGGUUCCUGUUCAAUUCUAAUCAAACUUUUUGUUUGAAAGCCUGCAAUAGUUUCUGUUAUACAAUAUGUGGGUUUUCAAUUAUCGGAGUUAUUAUCAACUUUCUUGAGCUCCCUAAAGAAGCUGUAAAAAAUAAGAGGAACCACGAAGUAAUAGUAAGAGGGGUCGUUAUUGAAGAACUUAUUCACACUUGGCUUGCAUGCAUAGAGUUUCGUGGAGGCGAGUGGGGAAAUUUGGAGGGUUCAAAGAAGCGUAAGAGUUGUUUGAGGCAUUAUCAAGCCUUGCAUUGCCAUGAUUACCGUAGGCACCUGGUCACUCAAUCUACAUAUCAUCUGGACGACAACCUACUCCUCAACACCAUUAGUCAACUGGCUGAAACCUUUGGUCAAGUCACCGACAUAUCAGUCACUUGAUUAACGAGUUGACUUUGGUGAUUUGACAGUUGGUGUCAGUGAAUUGACUACAGCUGUUAGCGAGUUGACUACAGAUGUCAGCGAGUUGACUACGGAUGUCUACAAGUUGACAUGUAAGCAGAGUGACCGGUUACCUUACAGCAUGUUCCAAUUAAAUUAAAAUUUCAUGUGUGACAAUUUGAUUUUUUUUCUUUAGGUUGACAUUCGCAUUCAGGAUGAGGAUUUAAGAACUAGGAAAUUCUUUCACCCUGUGUCAUACAGUCGGGUGAUCAGGGAGUGUGAAGCGCGUAUGGUGGAGGAUUACAUUCCUUACUUACAAAUAGAAUGUCGGCAGAUGGUGCAGGAGGAAAAUACUCAAUGUUAGUCACAAUAGUUUUGAUGUUUUUUAUUGUAAAAGUAUAGGAGGUAUUUCAUUUUCCACGACUAGUUCUUUUUACCAUCUUGUUCUGCAACCUCGUCCUCAGGGCCCUCCCUGGAGAGAGGAAGAGAGAGGACCGAGGAAACGAGGUUGCUUGUCCUGUUGGACCAAUACUAACAUAUUGCUGGAAUUUCCUGAGGGUGGAUGUUUAUCCUUUUUUUUUUCUGUUUUUUUUCGCAAUAUAUUUUGUAUGCAAAUUAAACCUGCAGGAGGCUUGUAUUAUCCGCUCAAUACAGGCUCUGGUAAAUUGCGCUGCCGAAAAGAAAACGACAAAAACAACAACGAAUCUUCCGGUUUGUUUGACCUCUUUCAUGUGGUAGAAUUCCUUCACCGAUAGAAAUAUUGACUUGAAAUAUGGUUGUAGGCAACAUAAAUGUGUUUAGUUAUUGACGCCACUGGGUCUCUUACGCUGUAUGACAUUUCAGAACACGAACUGACCACGUUUCAAAAAGUUACAAAUUUCCAAACAAAAGCUCUUAUAGUUAAAUAAAUUUUAUUUGACCUGCGGAUGAAAAUCAAGCAAAGAAAUUAUUUUCAUAAGUGGACUGCAAAUUAAGCAAUUACAGAAAAAAGCCUGAAAAUAAAUUCAGGCUUGGACGGGAUUCAAACACGUCUCAAAAUUGCCUCGCUCCCAAUUUGUGGUUUCAUAGCUCAGUUGGUAGUAGCGACCAGCUAGAAUCUUGGAGGCAUGGGUUCGAAUCUCGUCGAAGCCUGAAUUUUUCCAGGCUUCUUUUUUGUAACUGCUGAUGAUUUACAGUCCACCUGUGAGAAUUAUUUCUUUGCUUGUAUCAAAGCUCUGUAAUACAACAAUAGAAUUUGUCCGCUUUCCUCCAGUUUUGGGUCACAAAAAUGCCCAAGUGUGUACUUCCGCUUAAUAGAGGGAAGAAAAACCGGGACUUCGGGUGUGGGGUGUACCGCUGACCCCUUAUACCCUAACAUCAAUGGGCAUGUUCUCUUAUGUGUUCCCUAUUAUUUCUGAUGGCCGUGACCAGAAACAUUUUAUGAACAAACAAGAGUUUCUUUAUUAGCGAUUAUUUUCUAUAAUCUCACGACGUCAAUGUUUGGUUCAGUAGUGAUACUGUAAUGAGAACUUAGAUGCUAGUCAAAGGGUUGGUAUGGGUCCUGCUUCAAUUGCAUCAUUUAUCACACCAGAGAAAAAACUCAAUCGUAAUUUGGUAUACGAUUCUCCAGGUAUCGUAAACGAUCUGUUUGUUAUUUCUUGUUAUUCAGAUCUUUCGAAGCUAUAUACACUUCUCAAACAUAUUCCUCGUGGAUUGCAAGCCAUGGUGACGGAACUGGAGGAACACAUUACGAAAACUGGUAAAAAUUCGCAAACAGUGAUUUGGUUUUCAUGUCAUCUACAGUGUAGUUCUCAUGAUUUAAAAUCGACCAAACAAGCUGGGGGAGGGGGGGGGAGGAGAAGGGGUAUGAUGGACCAGACACGCCUGGUUUUGAUGGGGGGGAAUGCACUGCACAUGCGUGAACGGAAAUCUGUUAUUGUUUAGUAUAACCAAACCAUUAAUCGGGAAGUCUUUAUUUGAUUUGAUCUUUUAUAGGUCUUCAAGCAAUCAGAUCAGUCAAAAAUGAAAAUGUGAGUGAUCCUCUUAUAUAGCGCCUAUACAGUCAUUUCCUAUUGUCCUUAAAAUUGAGAAAGAUGUUUUUUUUUUCCGUCUUGUCACGAGCGUGGGCCAAAUAAAAAAUUCUGAGUCCCCAUGAGGAAUCGAACCUCAGAUGCUCUAACCACUGAGCUUUAGAGACUCCACGGUGAGCGAGGUCUAUUACGAAGUUCAUAUGACACGCGUCCUGCACACUUCUAGGAUCAGCAAUGUCGAUAGCGUAAUGUUUGUGGAUAGAAAUAAUAGAGAUGGUAAGUUUUGAGCUCGGUAAAGAAAUAGAGAAACAUGUUUGUUUUCGUCUUUUCACGAGGGUGGGACAAAAUUAUUCUCUCGUGGGCCAUAAUUGACAUUUAGAUUAGACUUUUAGUUAAGCAAUACGCCGCAUUUCUGUCUUUCACAGGCGUAGAAACCCACGAGGGAUGUUGGGAAAACACGAUAAAAGUUUGUAAACCACGAGCCGGUAGCGAGUGAUUAACAAACUUUUCGAGUUUUAGUGUCUAUCAAGGAAUAAAUAAAGAGUAGCAUAGCCAAUCAGAUUGCAGCAUUUGUGCUAGAGCGCUAGUCCAAUUAUGCUGAUGUGCUAUGUUCAUUAUGUGCCUGCAAUUUUAGGGCCCACAGCAAUAUGUAGACGAACUUCUGGGAAUCCACAGAAAAUUCUCACAUCUCAUCAAGGAUACAUUUAGAGACGAUCCUGCAUUUAUAUCAGCUUUAGACAAGGUGAGUCAUUAAUUUAUGUCCGUGUAUUCUUACACUAAAUCAACACUUUUUACCGAGCUUGGCGUACUGUAUGCCAAGGUCAGAACAAACUGGUUUCAAUCACCUUUGUUAUUUAUUGAGCCAAAAGUAUGCACAUGAGAAAGUAGUUCUAAUUUCUCACUUAUUUUUUUUUCAUUCCUCCUCCAGGCUUGUGCAAGUUUAGUCAAUUAUAGGCAUGAUCCUAAACGCUCUUCAAAAUCUCCAGAACUGGUAAUAGAUUUAACAUUUUCAAACAGUCAUAAAAGGUUUUAGAGCUCUUUCCGAUUGAGUGUUGUAAACGCAAAACCAAAGCAACCACAGCGGCCAACCAUAGCAAGGAAAAUAUCAUGAGGAGCCAAUGAGAGCUCAAAUAAAAGCAAGCAAAGUGGCGUAAGCGCGAAAAAAAGCGGAUGACCAAGUUGCGAAUGGUUUUAGUUUUGAAUCUUAUUGGUUCAGAGAGUGGCACGAGUUUCCUGAACUAAUCAAAGAGUGGAGUAUUGAAAAUUGUUCUCUAUCGUGUUGUAGUUAUAUUGCAGUGUGAGUUUUCGUUACAUUAACCUCUCGUCUUGAAUAUUUAUGUAUUCUUUUUCGUUUUAAUAGCUCGCCAAAUACUGCGAUUCCAUACUGAAAAAGAGUACAAAGAAUCUCAGUGAUGCAGAGUUAGAUGAAAAACUUGGGGAUAUUGUAAGUUAAUAGUUUAAAGCACGUUGUAUCAUUUUUACUCCGGCUACAUGCUUCAUCAGUGCUUCCUUGUUACGUGUUCUGUAUUCCUACGGGUUCUAUUAGUCCAAAAUGAUAGGGGAAAAGAAUUCUACGCUCCAUAACACGAUAGAGAGAGAUUGCAAUGUGGAAUGAACAACCUCAAGUGAAAUUUAAUUUUGAAGAAUUGUUUUAACCCGCAAACAGCAUGUCAGAGCCAAGCCAUUAAACAACUACACAAAGCCUUUGAGUCUUGGUGUUUUAACAUUUUGGUGAAGCUCAAACAGAAUGGUAAAUAAACAGGAUCCCCGUUAUUGAAUAAUCUUGCUGUUUGAAAGUGAAAUUCCAAGACUGCGCGAGACAUUAACUUUUCUUAAGGAUUUCCUGCUCACAAUUGAUUUUAAAAUGUUUCAUUUUUCGGUGACGUUAAGAUUGUUCUUGCAAUUUUUUCUUCUCUUAGAUUAUUAUUUUUAAAUAUAUCGAUGACAAGGACAUAUUUCAAAAGGUAUGUUUUUGUAACUUCCAAAUGCAUGGAAUUCGCUUUAUUGCUUUUCCACGUAGAAUAAUCCAUGUGCUGCACUUAUUGAAAGCGCAACUACCUUGAUUGAUCCUUUUUCCUUUUUUUCAGUUCUACUCCAAAAUGUUAGCAAAGAGACUUAUUCACACACUAUCAGUUUCAAUGGACGCUGAAGAAGGAAUGAUCAGUCGCUUAAAGGUGAGUACGCUUACAUGACCUAAGGACAGAGUAGACCUUCACGGGUGUCCUUCGCAAAAAAAAAAAUUAACGCGGUACUUGAAACGUAACCACCAUAAACUGUAUAUCAGUGGCAAUGGAAAGUUCAUGAAAUUUGCUAUCCAGCAAAAAUUGUUCCGUUUUAGCCUGAUCUAAUCGUAAACCGACUGAGGCGCGACAAUUCGAAACGGACGAUGUUCAGUCCUUUGGGCAAAUUAAUCGGGUAUCAAAUCUGACCGCGUAAAUAAAACUGCUGCACAGUCAAUUUUGAAUCCUGAGGGUUGGUCUUCAAUACCUUUUGGGGAUAUUUUUUCGAUAUUUUUGUUGGUUGCUUGGAAAUUUUUCUAUCAAGUUUGCUUCUUAUCGAUGCGUGUUACGUCAGGGCUAUUUCGGGAGAUCCAUUUCGAGAAAAGGAAUUCCCUCAGACGGUUUUUCAGGAUUUAAGACCCUACAAAAAGUAUUAUUUCGAUUAUGAAUUUGUUUUACAAUUUUAGUUUAAUAAUCUGUUAAACCUGUACUACUUUUUUUUCUCCGUUUUUCCCUCACUAAACAUUAUUUUUGAGAGUAUUGCUUUGAUGGAUCGCGACUUGUGGGGUUUACCAGCAACCUUGAAAUUUUGCCGCGUCGUUUGGAUGGCAUCUUUAAGAAUAAGGCAAAAAUAUUUUCAGGAAUGUUAUCUGCAAUUUGCGUCAAUCUUUUCAGUCUUAAUCCAUCUUCCCCUCCUUCUUUUGGAAAUAUUACCAAUAGCCAAUGGAAAGCUGCCUGAAGUGCGGGAAAACGCACGUGAACAGGUGACCAGCGUGACCAAGUGACCAGCUGAUACAAAGCUGCCUGAACUGCGGGAAAACGCGCGUGACCAUGUGCCAUUUAGUUUUGGUGUUGUAUCUGAUUGGCUGAGAGGGUGGCAUGUGUGUUGUAGACCAGUCACAGCGCCAGGGAAAUGAAACAACUUUAGAGCAAUAAAGGAUUGCUUUCGACGCUCGAUUAAAAAACUCAUUUAAAAAACUAAAAAUAUAGUAUUCAGCUAUAUUACCAGCAAUCUUUUCCUCUUGCAGCACGCCUGUGGCUAUGAAUACACAAACAAGCUUCACCGCAUGUUUACGGACAUCAGUAUCAGCUCUGAUCUCAACUCUAGUUUUAACGAUUUCCUCUCUAAUGCCGAGGUGUCUCUUGGAGUUACUUUUACCCUCUUUGUCUUACAGGUAAAUUCAUGUCAUUCCUAAACAUUUAGGCCCAGUUGUUCGAAGGUCGAUUAGCGCUAACCCAAGGUUAAACUGUAAUCUGGGUUUCUUUCCUUUAUUCAAAAUCCUUUUUGGGAUAAUUUUCUGUGUUCUUUUUAGAACACCAGAUAGUCAUGUUCUAGACAAAAAUAUUUUCGACUUGAAUUUUCUUAGAAAACUUUCAGAUCUGAAAUCAGAUUUCACACCAACCCUGGGUUAUCUUAACCCAGCUUUCAACAACCCGGCCCUGCAGUUUUUAAGAGAAUUAGAUUCUCAGAUCAUUUUUGCUAAGUAAUUGACCAAUGUGCAGCACUAGAGCGCUUAUUGAUUGGCUGUAGUAAAACUAAAAACAAAGUAAUCACAACGGCCAAUGAGGAGAAGGAAAACUGCGCGGGAAAACGCGGGCGACCAAGUCGUGUUUGGUUCGCAUCUGAUUGGUUGAGUGAGUGGCGCGACUUUUCUGAACCAAUCACAGAGCUUUCGACACUCAGUUAUUACUUACUCUAUUGACAAGUUAUUUCUUACAUAAACCCUGUUUCUCUUAUAAACUUUUUAGUCUGGGGCGUGGCCUCUUGGGCAGACUUCAAUCUCACCACUGUCCAUCCCCCAGGAAUUAGUGAAAUCCGUUCAAAUGGUAAGCAACAAUGUCUUAAAUCCAAUUAUGUUGUUUUGCUAAUUUGUAGAUCUCUCUAAUUAUUAGACUCCCGGCUGAUUCCCUCCUUAUUUUUUUCUUUGAAUGUUUUUUCAGUUUGAACAAUUUUACAAUGGAAGAUUUAAUGGCCGCAAAUUGACGUGGCUACAACACCUGUCGACCGGUGAGUUGAUAAACGGCGCAACAAGUUCAAUUUUCUUCCUUUUGUUACUUUUUUGAUGAUAAAGGUAAAAAGAUCGCCAACUCUCUUUGUCUUAUCGCAGGUGAAGUCAAAAUUAGCUACCUUAAGCGCCCCUACUUCAUCACAGUUACCACUUUUCAGAUGGCGGUCAUAUUGCUGUUUAAUGAAAAGACAAGCUUGCAUUUUAGGUACGUCAUGAUAAUAUACCGGGAGGGAUAAGCACAGCUGUUAACCCUUAAAUUCCCAAGAUCUGAUUGUUUAUUCUCUCCUCAAGUUGCUACACGUUUCCUUACAAAAUUGGCUACGAAAAUUUGAUGGUAGAUCAAGAUGACAACUCCUACCUGAUUAGUUUUAUUAUUCCUGUUACAAGUUCGCUGGAUAAUGUAUGGAUAUUAUAGGGAGAAGUUGCAUGUUGAUCACUUCUGAGAGUUCACGGUUUUUACAUAUCAGUGUAAAUUUUUAAAGUUUGUCAUUUACGUCAUCUUCGCCAUCCUGAACUCUUCGACCUCUAAGAGUGACUGGCAUCUAAUUUCUCCUUACGGUAUCACCUCUGAAUCAAACAUCAAGGUCACGAGAAUAAAGAGAAUGAUCACUAACUAAUAAACUAUUGAUUGUAUAACGAAUUCUCUUUGUUAGUACCAGAGGAAAUAUAUAGAGAACAGGAAGGAGAAUAUGUAAACAGUUAACUGAUGUUAGGGUAAUUGGUUAACGAACUUACUUCAUUUUUGUUACGUUCGUAUUUCGUGGGUGUUUGUCUUCCCUAGCCAAAGGUUAUUGCAAGAGUUUUUUUUUCGAUUUAAGCUCGAAGGAUGCGCGUUGAAACCGUUUGCUCUUAUUUUAGGGGUGUUGUUAAAGGGGAGAGGGGGACUUUUUGGAAUGGUUUAAGAGAGCCUCCAAAGGUCCCUGUUAUUUUUGGAAUUUUUCUGUUGGCCACAAUACCCCUAAGCACAUAGCUCUCUAUUUUAGCAUGCGAGCACUCCUGCUGUCACUACGUUCCUCUAGUUUGCCUCGUCAAAUGGCUAGAAUGGUUAGAAAUAUCAGCUUUUCCAAAUUUCAUAGGAGUGUUAAUCCUUACACACAGAAGAUCUGAUUAGAAACUCUGCCCUCCAACCACCAUACUUUUCUUUGUAGAUAAGUUCUAAGAAUUUAAUGUUGUAUCAAGACACACCCUCUCGCUGAUCACUUUCAUCAUUCUUUUUCGCCUAUUUACUCCAUUUUGUGUGCAGAUGUCCGGGAGUUAACUCUUUAAACCUUGAGAUAGACCAGCAUCUUAUUUUUUCCUUACAAUGAUACUGUUGAAGCUUUCAUUAAGGUCACGAAUUCUCGUGGCCUUAAUGAAUGAUUCACAAACCUACAAGGAUUUGAUGAUUAACCGAGGUCUCCUUGUCAGUACCAAAGGUAAUGUCUAGGUAAGAUUAUAGAGAAUAUAGAUACUGAUGUUCGGGUGUAAAGGGUUAAGUGUUUGAACGAUCAAAUGAAUUCUCUCUUUCAGCGAAAUUCUUGAACAAACCCAACUGGUGGAGAGGGAAUUAGUAAGGACGCUACAAUCUCUGGCGGACGUACGACUCAUAUUACUAUCUGAGGUAAGGAGAACACAGGGAUUAAGCUUUACCACUUAUAGACCCAGUUUUGACCAGUAUGCAUCGCGCACAACCGCCUAUGAAAAAAGUUAUCGAUACUCCAGUUUACUGUUUGUGUUAAGGAGUUUCUGAUCAUCUAAAAAGCUUCUCAUCAACUGGGCUUGUCCGAAUCUUUAUCAUUUCCGUGGUUGUAUUGAUUUGCGGCCCUUUAUUUGGUUUACAUUUUAUUUUCAGGACGCCGACCCAACCAAGUGUACGUAUUCUUUAAACAUGGAUUUUUCCAGCAAACGGACGAAGUUGAAAAUUACUGCCGCAGUCCAGAGGGAAACUCCUCAGGUAUAUACAGUUACAUACAGUUACUGCUACCCUGUUCACUCCAAGUUGUUUCUUUGAUCAUUAACCAAAAUAAACAUUAGUAAUCCCCUCUCAACAAUGGUCGAGCUACGAACAACUUAUUCACGAGAUAAACGCAGCUAUCAAAUGAAAAACUUUAUUCAUUUAUUAAGUCUAGUUGUCCUGUUCUUGGUUUUUUUUUAAUUUUGCAAAUAGAAGUGUAUUGUUGGUGUAACUGAAGCAUACAGAAGAUAAAGAAGACAGUAAGAAGACUGUAUUAAUCAGUGUUUCGUCCAUAUCUCUUUCCUUGUAGGACACCGAACAGACCUUGUCAGCGGUCGACGAUGACAGGAAAAUGUACCUUCAAGUAGGCUAUUUGGGGGAUGCUUUUUUCAUUUUGUCAUUUUUCUGUUUUUGAAAGCUGAAGGGAGGUGGAGAAGGGCAAAAUAAGAAUAAAUGAUUAACUUAUUUCUUCUGCGUUUAGGCUGCCAUCGUCAGAAUAAUGAAAUCCAGAAAAGUUUUGAAGCACAACGCUCUUAUUCAAGAGGUAAGAGAAUUAAAAGUCACUGAUUAAUAGAUUGCAGUAUUGUGAGAGCUGUACAGACACGAACUGAGCGGUCCCGGGUUGUAGAGAGUUGCUAAGGGGGUGGGGGGGGGAGUAAUGUGUGAUGGACUGACAUCUCAUGGGGGGGUGCAGCAAUCAGCAAUCCUCUUGGUCGCUUCAACUGGUUUGUGUUUAGAAUGCUCCUAUACUUCGCUUACAGAGUAAAACACGAAACCAAGAUAUUUACAAGUAUUUGUGCGACUGGAGGUAUACCAUCAAUUCUGCACACCUCCUUUUCCAUGUUUUUAAACAAAAAAUUAACAAAACCAGGCCAGACGAAGCUGUGGGAAUAUUUGGUGUUGUUACUGAUGUCUUGCAAAGUGUAUGGAUUAAGAAGGGUCAAUUGUGCUGACUUCUGGUGUUUUCUGCGCAACAGGUCAUAAGCCAGUCGAGUGCACGAUUCACGCCCAGUAUAGCAAUGAUCAAGGUAUGCUACAAUUAAGUGCGCGGAGUAUUUUGUGUUCGCCGUUCAUAAUGAUCAAACUUUCCUUUUUCCACCCUCGUGAUAACUGCCAAAUGUCUUCCUUUACUCCUCGCUUGUUUCAGAAAUGCAUCGAAGCACUGAUCGACAAACAGUAUAUAGAGAGACGGGAGGGGAGUAAGGACGAGUACACUUAUAUGGCAUGACGGGAACGCUGAUCGAUUACCAAGCUCUCAAACAGUCUGGGACUUGUUUGGAUAUCAAAGGGGCCCAUUCUACCCCCUCGCAUCGAACCGUUUAUGAAGAACAGAGAUAAAGACUAGGCCGAGAAGGAGAUGUGCCGUAAUUUUGUAGUGAAAUAAGCUCGUGCUAAUCUAAAUGAAUGGCGAACUGCAUACAGUUUUAAGAGCUUCUGUGCUAAGUUUUCUGCGAUGCAACACACAGUUGUUUAAUUGCUUUCUAACUAUGCGCUGACUUUAAAACUUGUGCGCGCGAUGCCUCGUAUUUAUUGAAAAUUUUUCCUCCGAUAUAUUUUCGAGGUACAUUAACUGAACGCAAUUCUGAGUAAUUGAUGGGUAAGUUUCUAUUUUUCGCCAUUUUCAUCGAAUUUUUUUUUUAGAACAAUUUAUUUGCCAAGGGCAUUUUUUUUCCUCCUGUAAACAAACAUUUUCUUCUAUAGACUUGUUUAUUUGAAUUUACAGCAUUGUGACUUGGUAUCUUUUUGUACAUUAGUCUACUUGUGGAGUCUAAGAACUAGUGUUUGGUUUUCUUUGAUAAAUCCUCUUUUCCCUUGGAAUGGUCAAUUGUGAAGGUCAUGUAAAGGACGUAUCGUUCACCCUUCUUACCAUAAAAGCAGCGGUCGAACGUUGGGCAUGCGCGAGAGGAUCCAUUCUGGCCGGCCACGCGCAAAUUUAGAAAAGGGCAUAUGAAUGGAGUAGUGUGCUCAACCCCUAAGCUUUCAGUAACCGACGUGCUGAUGAUCCUUUUAAUCUUGAACAAAUACAAGAUCAAAGAAAGGACGAAACCUUUGAGGGGAAGAUUGGUGCUUAGGGGUCCUUUUCAAAGUUAGUACUUUUUAAAAAAAACGGCAAAUUCCUUUUAUAUAUAUGAAAGAAAUGAUGUAGGGGACAAUAAAAGACACCGGUCACAUCACAUUAUCACAAUAAAAUUCUCUUUCGGAAGAGUUGAAAACUCAUUUCAGC
Messenger RNA from Pocillopora meandrina, 18377 nucleotides. NCBI's taxonomy places the organism in Eukaryota, Metazoa, Cnidaria, Anthozoa, Scleractinia, Pocilloporidae. The record is from the annotation of a GenBank genome assembly.